Daphnia pulex (common water flea) is the source of this 3002-nucleotide messenger RNA. Its product is annotated as monocarboxylate transporter 12-like. The record is from RefSeq and is a predicted model, not a curated record. NCBI's taxonomy places the organism in Eukaryota, Metazoa, Arthropoda, Branchiopoda, Diplostraca, Daphniidae. Gene Ontology annotation, biological process: monocarboxylic acid transport; transmembrane transport. The coding region runs from base 1056 to 2540 and encodes 494 amino acids. The transcript is spliced from 9 exons. Gene Ontology annotation, molecular function: monocarboxylic acid transmembrane transporter activity.
CGAGUAGUUUGACUUGUGACUCUGAAGUCUGAACUUUGAGUCAAAGCAAAGGGCCAAGGGAUUUUCCAACGUGGUUUUAGAGUUUUACUGACGCAAUUUCACUUGUUUGAUUAGACUUCAAAUAAUAAGAUAGAAAAAGCAUAAUAACAAGAAAAUGAAAAAAGAUAAAUCGAGACGAUCCUCUUUUUCCAGUGUCGAGUCAAUCGCCUUUUGCACGCUUUAAACUUAUGUAUCAUCAUCAUGUAGGCCUACUUUCAUUUCUUUUCAUCAACAAAAGGUGUACAUUAUCGGGUCGGGCCAUGCUUACGAAGAAUCUCUUAUUCAGUUUUCACUAUGUUUCAGUAGUAAUAUGUUCAUGCUCUCGCCAACUUCUAAUCAAACAGACUUUGGACUAUUUAUUUGGACAAUAAUUGGACAUUCUUUCUACGUAAAGACAACAGAUAAUCGAUAAAGAGCAGGCGAUUCUGUGUAGACUUGAUGUAAUCGAGGCGACCUCUGCAAUCGGCAUGUUUUGCAGGCAUAUUCCACAGAGUCGUCUGCAUAUUAUUCACGUGCUAGUGGCUCCCAAAAGUUUUAACAAGAAAAUCCCGAUGAACUUGAUGACUGGCGGAAAAAGAGUUACCCAAUGCUGAAAGGCUUAUACUUGUUGUCUCAAACGACCCGACUGCAUAUUAUUGACACGUUGUUUUCCUUCAGAUGAGGAUUAUAUUGCUUCAGGAUAUGGAUAAAACAUUCCGCUCGCUUGAACUGAUAACUGCAGAUAAAGCCAGCAAAGUAUCCACGUGUAAAGGUGAACCAACUAUGGAUCAACCUCCAAGUAUAGUCCAUUACACACAUCUUUGACACUUGAGUCUUGAACUCUUGACGCAAUAUUAAAGCCUCCCCAAAAUGCACGACAAAGGAAAAAAGAAAUGAAAAUUCCCGUUGUGCCGAGAUCUACUUGAGUCAGUUGAGUAGACCAGGCGAGUCAGACGAUCAGUAUUCGGGCGGCAGCGAAAACCAGCAGCUGCAACUUUCAAUCUAAAUUUCAAUAGCUCCGAGCACCUGGAUGCAGAAUGGAUUGUGAAGGCAAAUUCAGCAGCAGUUCAGAAAACUCGUCGGAUUCGAAAAAGAUUGAAACAGAAAUCGCAGAAGAAGAAGAAGAUGUCGAAUAUGUCGUAGUGGCGCCGGAUGGAGGAUACGGCUGGAUCGUCAUAGGAGCCAGUUUUUUGUGCAUCCUCAUCUCCGAUGGAAUUCUCUUCAGCUUCGGAUUGAUUCUCUCUGAAUUGGAGCGGGUUUUCGACGAACCUGUUGCCAAAGUGGCUUGGAUAUUCUCCAUUGUUAACGGGAUCUCAUUGAUAUCAGGCCCCAUAGCUUCUGCGUUGAGCAACCGGUUUAGCUUCCGGGCCGUCGUCCUAACGGGUAGUAUAUUUGGUUUUGUGGGGCUGUCGACCUCAUCGUUGGCCCAGUCGGUAGACAUUUUGUUUUUCACGCUCGGAAUUCUAUUCGGAGUGUCGAUCGGUUUGAUUUUCACUCCGCUCGUUGUAGGCGUGGGCUUCUAUUUCGACAAACGACGAGCAUUGGCCACUGGAAUCACCGUGUGUGGUUCUGGGGCUGGCACUUUUGUUUUUGCCCCCGUCAUUUACUGGCUAUUGGAAAAGUAUGCUAUCCGAGGAACGUUCCUUAUUCUGAGUGGGAUUUACUUGAACUGUGCAGUUCUUGGGUCACUACUCCUACCGUUGAAACCCCAGCGGCGUAAAAUACUCCAACCUGAAGGAGUGAAACUACUUGAAGCUAAUGAGACCCCAAAUGCUCACAAAGAAGAAGAAAAUAAUAAGCAAGAUCUUAAGGCUCUAGAACAAGGGCAGUUGAAUAAUAAGAAAGUCAACGUUGAAAAAGGGAAUAAGAAUGCUACCAAAGGGAAAGAGCUAUCCAGGCGGGAGUAUUUGUCGAGUAUCUUCAAGUUCUCGCUAUUCCGGUCGCCGACCUUUGUCGUCGUUUGCAUCUCUAGUUUCUUCCAGUCUAUCGGAUGGUUCGUACCUUUUGUGUAUCUGGCAGCUCACGCCGUCAACAUGGGAAUACCCAAAGAGGAAGCGUCGUUUCUGCUAUCGAUUGUCGGCAUCUGUAGCAUGAUGGGACGCAUUAUCAACGGAGUGCUUGCUGAUCAUCCAAAGGUUAGCGUACUCCUUAUGAAUAACAUUGGACUUUCAGCUUCCGGUUUGCUGAUUAUACUUUGCCCAUUUUUUAUCUCGUACGAACUACUAGUCUUUUAUUCCAUAGUCCUCGGGCUAGCCUUGUCCUGCACCGCUGUUACACGACCAAUUUUACUCGGUGAGCUCCUGGGAUUAGAAAAUGUCAACAAUGCUUACGGCUUCAUGCUCGUGUUCUACGGAGUGGCUACUCUCUUUGGAACUCCCAUGGCUGGUUUACUUUAUGACACUUUGGGUGAUUACCACGGCGCCUUCUAUCUCGCCGGAUCUUUCGUCCUUCUCUCUGCCUUCAUGUGUUAUCCUCUCGGCGUAAUUAAUCGGUGGGAAAAGCGGCGGAAUUCUAAGAAUUGAUUGGUCUCAUUCGCGGCGUGUUUUUUGUUCAUGUUGAAAUCGCUAAAACAGCUUAGAGUCUUGAUUGAACUUUGGCUUUUGCUGAUAACAUAAUUUUUCAAUUACAUAAAACCUUCCACAAUACUUCCGCGUCCGCUUAACCUUUCACCCGAUAAGCUGAAUCGCGCCUACUACCCUCCUCCAAACAAUGAAUUGUUUGUAGGUAAAAUAAUUUCUCCGCUGGUUUCGAAAUCCCUUUAAUUCCUUGUGAUUUGUUCAGUCGAUAAUGUUUAAUCUAUUUUAUACUUGUGCGUCUAAAAAGCCGGGUGAUGCAAGUAGUGAAGUCAUAAAUCUACAUUCCAUAUUUGUUAUCAUUUCAAGCGUUUGCGGACUAAACAAAUCUUGUUGAUCCUUGAGACUACCCGCGGAUUAAUUUAUUGUAUUCAUUUGAAAUGGAGUGUGGCAAUAUAGGCGCGAACGUCA